Aureobasidium melanogenum CBS 110374 is the source of this 822-nucleotide messenger RNA. RefSeq lists its product as uncharacterized. Lineage: Eukaryota; Fungi; Ascomycota; Dothideomycetes; Dothideales; Saccotheciaceae. Bases 1 to 822 code for a protein of 273 amino acids. The record is from RefSeq and is a predicted model, not a curated record. The transcript has a single exon.
AUGGAGUGUGUGUUUGACAACAUCCGCAAGCAUCAAAACUCUGUUCACAUCAGAAUCGGCUAUCCUCACGAACGCCCAUUCUUCUGCUGGUCACAGGUAACCGACGACCGACCAACGUUGUUCAAACCUUCCUACAACAAAGCACUGGACCGAACACUUGUUGCCGCUGUUCGAGCUAACUGCCAUGUCCGCUCACUUGAGUUGAGCAUGCAUCACUACAAGUUUGAUGUCCUUCACGAUGCACUGGAACAACUUUUUGAUUCCUCUCGACCACCUCUUAGACUCACCAUCCGCUGCGUCCGUAAGCGCAUCCGAGAACUUCACCACCCUUACAAAAUCAUCUACGAUCAAGCCGACAAAUCUCUGAAGCUUAUUGGCUGUGACACGUACGAAUUGUCCAUGGCCAAAGAAGGAUCGACCAUCAAGCUCACCCUCAGCUUCCUACUUUCUCAAACCACAGAGCUUGUCUUCAAAAACUGCCAUCUCUGCUCGAUCCGCACAUUUCUUGCUCUAAGUGAGACUCUGAAAGAAAACUUGACCAGCAUUCGCAUGCAGCAUUUCCGUCCUUGUCGCUCUGUCUUGCGCAUUGCCAGAGGGCAUUGGUCUGACGUUAUCAGAUCACUUUCUGAGCUUGGUGGACUGAAGUACUUUGUGAUUGAAGACCUUUGCGUUCCUGCUUGGUGGCAUCUCCUCCACCUUCCUGACAACACUGAGAAGCACGAGAUCAGUGGUGAGGAUGUGGCUGAUCAGUUGAAAGCUUUGGCUGCUCUUGUGGCUGAGGAUCCCAGUGAUCACUUGGACUCAUCGGUUACGAAUAUCUGA